Aphanomyces invadans is the source of this 1347-nucleotide messenger RNA. RefSeq lists its product as hypothetical. The coding region runs from base 37 to 1155 and encodes 372 amino acids. Gene Ontology annotation, cellular component: cytoplasm. NCBI's taxonomy places the organism in Eukaryota, Oomycota, Saprolegniomycetes, Saprolegniales, Verrucalvaceae. Gene Ontology annotation, molecular function: cysteine synthase activity. The transcript has 6 exons. The record is from RefSeq and is a predicted model, not a curated record.
CUGGAUCAACGAGUUCGGCCAAGGUGGGAGUUCCUGAUGUGGCAGCGUGUGGCGUCUGGUGUGGCGCUGGUUGCCGGCGGCGCCGCGGCGGGUGUAUACUUGGAUCGUCUUGCAAAGCAACGUGAAGGAGAUAUCAAGACGAUCGUGGAAGCCAUCGGCAACACUCCGCUGUUGGAAAUUACGAGCUUGUCCAAACUCACGGGCUGUCGAAUCCUGGCCAAGGCCGAGUUCAUGAAUCCCAGCGGUAGCGUGAAGGAUCGUGCCGCCAAGUUUUUGAUCGAAGACGCCGAGGCCAGAGGAAAGCUCAAACCUGGAGGCAUCGUGGUCGAGGCCACAGGAGGCAACACAGGUGUGGGUCUGGCCAUUGUGGCCGCAGCCAAGGGUUACCGCACCAUCUUCACCAUGCCGGACAAGACUUCCUCCGAAAAGAUUGAGCUCAUGACGGUUUUGGGGGCCGACGUGCAUGUGCAACCGAGCGUAGCCAUGGACGACCCGCUCCACUUUUACAACGUAGCCAAGACCAUUGUGACAUCGAAUCCGUUGUGCUUUGGGCCAGAUCAAUUCGAAAAUGUAGCAAACAGCGAAGCCCAUUAUGCUGGCACUGGGCCAGAGAUCUGGCGGCAAACCGCCGGAAAACUCGAUGGGUUUGUCGUGGCGUCGGGCACGGGAGGCACGAUCGGGGGCGUGUCGAGAUUCCUCAAGGAGCAAAACCAGUCGAUUCAAGUGUGGCACAUCGAUCCAAUGGAAGGCGGGGCGUCGUCCGACUAUGUCAACACCAAGCAGUCUACGAUCGGGCCCGAUGGCUUUGAGUAUAUUCCAAAGCGCGAGGGCGCCACGGUCGCGGAAGGAAUCGGUCUGGCCCGUGUAACCCCCAACUUCAAAACGGGGUCCAUCGACCGCGGCAUUUUUGGCACCAACGGGGAGAUAGUUCAGAUGGCAUACUACCUCCUUCGCCAUGAAGGGCUGUUUGUGGGACCGAGUGCUGCCCUGAAUGUGGUGGGGGCAGUGAAAAUGGCUCGGGAAAUGGGACCUGGGCACACGAUCGUGACGGUCUUGUGCGAUGGAGGCGACCGGUACCGCAGCAAGCUCUACAAUGCCAAAUGGCUGGAGAUAGAAAAGCUGACAGACUACGUCAACGCCCCGCUGCAGUUGUGAGUUGAUGGAAAAAAUGCGGCUCUCGAUCGAGAUAACACUGUCCUGGACGUCGUGUUGAGUCGAGUUUGGUGUACCAGCGUCUUUCCAGGAAAGAGGAACCAGAGGGGUGGGUUCUAUGGUCGAGUUGAACCGUCCAGGAUGGCCAUAAAGUUGAACGAGCAGCGCCAUUGAUGGCGGCAAAGUCGAAUUCCA